AUGGGUAAAUUCGAUAGCAAAAGACACAAAGAUCUCCGUGAUUUCAAGUCCAAAGAGAUCAAGAAGUCCUUGACUCAUAGAGCAAGGUUAAGAAAGAACUAUUUCAAACUUAUGGACAAAGAAAAACAAGAACAUGAAGAAAAGGAACAACGUGAAAAAGCAAAGAUGAGAAUCAGUAAUGAAGACCUGAACCCUCAAGAUAAUGAUGACCAAUCCAAUGACCAAUCCAAUGACGAAACUGACAGCAAAUCACAACCAAUCCAAUCUAAACCACCAACACCCAAAGUUGACGAAGAUCCAUUUGAAAAAAGAAAACAAUUAACAUAUCAAGAAAGAUCUAAGCUCAUCAAGGAGAGAAAAGAAGAGAAGAGGAAACAACAAAUUCAAUAUAUGAACGAAAAGAAAGAAAAAAUAGAAAAGGCUAAAAGACAAAGGGAAAGAUUGAACAAGAAAUUGUCCAGAACCACCAAAUAUGGACAACCUUUAAUGGGACCAAGGAUAACAAAUCUUCUCGAUAAGAUCAAACAAAAUCAAGACUAA
Yamadazyma jaroonii is the source of this 540-nucleotide messenger RNA. NCBI's taxonomy places the organism in Eukaryota, Fungi, Ascomycota, Pichiomycetes, Serinales, Debaryomycetaceae. The record is from the annotation of a GenBank genome assembly.